Messenger RNA from Tachyglossus aculeatus (Australian echidna), 1464 nucleotides. It is a transcript of the gene ABHD6, whose product is annotated as abhydrolase domain containing 6, acylglycerol lipase. The coding region runs from base 1 to 1014 and encodes 337 amino acids. The record is from RefSeq and is a predicted model, not a curated record. NCBI's taxonomy places the organism in Eukaryota, Metazoa, Chordata, Mammalia, Monotremata, Tachyglossidae. Gene Ontology annotation, molecular function: catalytic activity. The transcript is spliced from 8 exons.
AUGGAUCUUGAUAUGGUUAACAUGUUUGUAAUAGCUGGAGGCACCCUAGCCAUCCCAAUUCUGGCAUUUAUUGCAUCGUUUCUUCUUUGGCCAUCAGCACUCAUAAGAAUCUAUUAUUGGUACUGGCGUAGGACACUGGGCAUGCAAGUUAGAUAUGUUAAUCAUGAGGACUAUCAGUUCUGUUAUUCUUAUCGGGGCAGGCCUGGAAACAAACCUUCCAUCUUAAUGCUGCAUGGCUUCUCGGCCCACAAAGAUAUGUGGCUCACUGUCAUCAAGUUCCUCCCCAAGAAUCUGCAUCUGAUCUGUGUGGACAUGCCUGGCCAUGAGGGUACCACCCGCUCAUCCCUAGAUGACUUCUCAAUAAGUGGACAAGUCAAGCGGAUACAUCAGUUUGUGGAAUGCCUUAAUCUGAACCGAAAGCCCUUUCACCUUGUUGGCACCUCCAUGGGUGGCCAUGUUGCGGGAGUGUAUGCUGCUUUCUACCCAUCUGACAUCUGCAGCCUGUCUCUUGUGUGUCCUGCAGGCCUGCAGUACACAACUGAUAACCAAUUUGUACAGCGACUAAAAGAACUACACAGGACAGCUGAUGUGGAGAAGAUUCCCUUAAUUCCAUCCACACCAGAGGAAAUGGCCGACAUGCUGAAACUUUGCUCAUAUGUUCGGUUCAGAGUGCCCCAGCAGAUUCUGCAGGGUCUUGUUGAUGUUCGCACCCCACAUAAUGAUUUCUAUCGAAAGUUGUUUUUGGAAAUAGUAAAUGAAAAGUCAAGAUACAUGCUCCAUGAAAACAUGGACAAGAUCGAAGUCCCAACUCAAGUCAUCUGGGGGAAGCAAGAUCAGGUCCUGGAUGUAUCUGGAGCAGACAUGUUAGCCAAUUCCAUCUGCAACUGUCAGGUGGAACUCUUGGAGAACUGCGGACAUUCUGUGGUCAUGGAACGUCCCAGGAAAACUGCCAAACUCAUUGUGGAGUUCUUAGCUUCUGUGCACAACACAGACAGCAGAAAGAAGCUAGAUUAAGCCCUCUGCGAUCUUGAGCACAUCCACCGCCACUACUUAAAUAGCAGAAAUCUGGCAUUUUGAUAAUUUCUCAGGGAUCCCAGCAGAUCAUGGUGAAAGUGCCAAAAGUCCCUGAGGAAAACAACCAUGCUUUAUUUGUUACCUAUAGUACUAAUGAAAGCCAGUGUCCUAAGAGACUCUGAUCUCAAAAGAUUUUAUAUAGGGCAGAGAAUAGUUUGCUGGCUUCAAAAUAGAAAGUGUAGUUAUGGAAUGCACUGAGAGCUCUUUGCAGCUCGUGGUGCAUGAACUUGUGCAAAGCCAGAUUUCAGUGGACUGUAGUUAUUGAUGAUUUUCUGUGAAAGGUGUUCUUUACAGAUGGAGACUUCAGAUAUUUCCCUUAUUUAGAGCUUAUUGCAUGAUAAAUUAUUGUUAUAAGAAAAUGAUUAUAAAGUUCUAGACAUUUAAAUGAAA